Lactuca virosa is the source of this 819-nucleotide messenger RNA. NCBI's taxonomy places the organism in Eukaryota, Viridiplantae, Streptophyta, Magnoliopsida, Asterales, Asteraceae. The record is from the annotation of a GenBank genome assembly.
AUGAAUGCUGGAAGCAGUAGAAGUCAUUGCAUCUACAUGUUUACUAUUCAGAAAGAAGUAACAAAUGAGAAAAGGGUGAGACGUGGAAAGGUUGUUCUUGUGGAUUUGGCAGGAUCUGAGAAGGUUGAGAAGACAGGUGCUGAAGGGAAAGUUCUAGAAGAAGCCAAUCCCAUUAACAAAUCACUUUCUGUACGUGGAAAUGUGAUCAGUUCUUUUACUUCCAGUCCACAUGCCAAAUCAUUACACAUCCCUUUUCGUGAUUCCAAGCUCACUCGCCUCCUACAAGAUGCUCUUACCGACAUGAUGGAUCUACUGGGAUCUGACUUACCUGUUGAAAGCGAUGAAGGAAUGCAGUUUACUUGGUCUGAUGGCAUCCUGUUGCAGAGGUUAGCAGAUAACAGAAAGAGCAAUCAGGUGGAGUUGAAUGAACUCAUGAAGUUGUGUAAAUGGGAACGUAAUGAGUGGUUUAUGACAAUGGAAACAUCAAAAUGGACACGUGAGAAAUUUAAGAAGUUGAUUCAGAAGUAUAUUGAUGUUUUAAAGCAACCUGUGGUGCUUAUACUUACACAAGAAGCUGCUCGGAGUGGAAUAAAAACAAUAGCAGUUCAUACUUCUGCUUCAUUUAGUGAUUCUUUUGAGAAAUACAAGCAAGUUCUUGAUGUUUCUUGCAAUGAAACUCAGUUUAAAAAUAGAAGAGGUUCAUAUGGCCUUCCACUUGGAGAAAUAAAGUUGAUCUUGCAUUGGGAGAUAUACGUGUUGCAAAGUGUAUCAAGUCUGACUACCCAUGUGUCCCAUUGGAGGAAGCUCAAGAGUCCUUGA